UUAUGAACCAGGGCAGAGUAGUCAGGUAGAAGGAGGAAAUGCCGAUGGUGAUUACAAUGGCGAGGUGGACGCUGACGAGGUAGAUGGGCACAUGCAGAACCAGAUGGAAGAAGAAGACACCGAUGUUGAAAGGGGUCAUGCCGAUGAUUCUGACGAGUCAGAUGAAGAAGAAAAUGCAGAGGAGGUCCCGAAUCCUGCAUGGUGGAAUCAUGACUUAUCAUCUGCAAUGACCGUGAAUGAUGGACAUGAUUCAGCCUGGCAAUAUCACCAGAACAAUAUUGCGACGGGUGCUAUGUAUCCGAACAAGCAAGCCCUGAAGGAUGCAAUAAUUAAUUGGGCAAUGUCCACGCAAAGGGUUUUCAAAGCUGAGGUGUCCAGUCAGAAAUUCCUCACAAUGGUAUGCAAGAAUGCAGAUUGUCCCGCAAGGGUGCACGGCUUUCUCCCUAAGUAUGGCACAAGUUGGGUGAUAAGUGACUUAGUUAAUCACACUUGUCUUAUUCCCUGCAUCCCUCAAGAUCAUGCCAACCUUUCAUCCACGCUUAUUGCUCGACUGUUUUACGAUGAGAUAGUGCAAGGCAAAGCUAUGGAAUGUCGGGAUUGUGGUUGCUGAAUGGGGACAUUGAUA
This is a messenger RNA of Aegilops tauschii subsp. strangulata, 625 nucleotides long. NCBI's taxonomy places the organism in Eukaryota, Viridiplantae, Streptophyta, Magnoliopsida, Poales, Poaceae. The record is from RefSeq and is a predicted model, not a curated record.